AUGAAUGGAGGUUUCGUGGUCGCAUUGACUGCCACAGCCUCUGGCGCGCAGCGGAAAGCCGCACUUGAAAGAUUGCGCGCUGUUCUGCUCUCGAGUCGGGACUCAGAUGCCGAGUUUCAUCCCAGCACGCUCGCGCUCCCGGCUGUGGACCUUCCGGUCGCUGACUACGGCGCGGCCCGCGCCGCUGUUAGAGGUUGGAUCAGCGCUUACGACAAGGAAGACGAGUGGGAGCCCGGUGUGAGGCGGGACGUCUUUGUCGUGGUCCACGCACCAGCAUUGGAUUCUUUGCUCACCGACGACCGCCCGCUUGGGUGA
This is a messenger RNA of Pestalotiopsis fici W106-1, 315 nucleotides long. RefSeq lists its product as uncharacterized. The coding region runs from base 1 to 315 and encodes 104 amino acids. NCBI's taxonomy places the organism in Eukaryota, Fungi, Ascomycota, Sordariomycetes, Amphisphaeriales, Sporocadaceae. The transcript has a single exon. The record is from RefSeq and is a predicted model, not a curated record.